Messenger RNA from Aspergillus calidoustus, 600 nucleotides. NCBI's taxonomy places the organism in Eukaryota, Fungi, Ascomycota, Eurotiomycetes, Eurotiales, Aspergillaceae. The record is from the annotation of a GenBank genome assembly.
AUGUCCUUUCUAGAUUUGCCGCCGGAGCUAAUCUCCCACAUCCUCUCCUACGUCCCACCAUCUUGGCAUUGGGGUAACCUUGGCUGGGACAGCGAUCGCUGGCGCCGCACCGUCGCGAACAAUGUGCGCUGGUUUCUGCGGUUGAGGCUUGUUUGUCGAACAUUCGAUGGCCUUGUCAUUGACCUCGUCCUUGCGGAGCUCCGAGCGGGGAAUCUGCAUCGAAGCCUCCCGCUCAAGAGGGGCGCCGCGAGACGAUCCACAAUCGCGUUUGUGGAGCGAUUGCUUUGGGCGUUGGUUAUUCGAACUGCCGCUGCGCCUCCUAUGUCACACGAGAAUGAAAGGUCUAUUGCUCGAACGAUUGUCGAUGGCGCAGCGUUGAGUGCGGAUUUCCUCACAUGCUCAAGGGAAUCGGAAACGCGGCAAAAUGGCAGCAAUGCCGUAGAUGGGGAGGACGAGGAAGCAAACAAAUUACGAGAUGUCUACACAGGAGCGCUGAUUUCAAGCCUUACCAUUAUACUCGGUCCGAACCUCGUUCUCGACAUCCUAGAACCGGGUCAGUACCACGGCAUCGAUAUGUUCAGCCCGCUCAAUGGCGACUAA